Syngnathus acus (greater pipefish) is the source of this 5017-nucleotide messenger RNA. Its product is annotated as sodium/calcium exchanger 1-like. The record is from RefSeq and is a predicted model, not a curated record. Gene Ontology annotation, cellular component: sarcolemma; axon; postsynapse. NCBI's taxonomy places the organism in Eukaryota, Metazoa, Chordata, Actinopteri, Syngnathiformes, Syngnathidae. The transcript is spliced from 17 exons. Bases 181 to 2988 code for a protein of 935 amino acids. Gene Ontology annotation, molecular function: calcium:sodium antiporter activity. Gene Ontology annotation, biological process: cell communication; sodium ion transmembrane transport; calcium ion import across plasma membrane.
UCGCCGCCGGCGGAGGAAGAAGGAGAGAGAAGAGAAAGAGCGCAGCGGCGCAUUGAGCCCCUGAACGGGUCCGCUGAAGGCUGGGGAUGAUCACACGCGGGAAGGAUGAGCCACUGACCGAGUCGUCGAACACGGUUGGCAUCUUGUAAGCGCAGUUGAAAGUGGUGAGGAACCGUCAAAAUGCCCCCGCCCACGUCCUACCCGUCCUGCUUCUGUCUUUGCUUGUGCGCCGCUUCGCUUGUGCUCCUGUCCUGCGCCGGAUGCGUCCGUGCCCAUUCACCUGAGAAGAACUGCUCCGCCGGGGGGGACCCGUGUCAGGAUGGCGUGCUGCUGCCUGUGUGGAACCCCCAAAACCCAUCGGUGGGUGACAAAGUGGCUCGGGCGAUUGUGUACUUCGUAGCGCUCGUCUACAUGUUCCUGGGCAUGAGCAUCAUUGCGGACCGAUUCAUGUCCUCCAUAGAAGUUAUAACAUCACAGGAAAAGGAAAUAACCAUCAAGAAGCCCAACGGCGAGACCACCACUGCCACAGUCAGGAUUUGGAACGAGACAGUUUCCAAUCUCACCCUCAUGGCCUUAGGCUCCAGCGCCCCUGAGAUCUUGCUGUCUGUCAUCGAGGUGUGCGGUCACAACUUCUCUGCGGGUGCUCUGGGCCCGAGCACCAUCGUGGGCAGCGCCGCCUUCAACAUGUUCGUCAUCAUCGCGUUGUGCGUCUACGUGGUGCCCGACGGCGAGACGCGCAGGAUCAAGCACCUGCGCGUAUUUUUCGUCACGGCCGCCUGGAGCAUCUUCGCCUACAUUUGGUUGUACCUCAUCCUCAGCGUCUUCUCUCCCGGCGAGGUGGAGAUAUGGGAGGCGGUGCUGACCUUCCUUUUCUUCCCGCUAUGCGUGGUCCAAGCCUGGGUGGCUGACCGUCGCCUCCUCUUGUACAAGUACACCCGCAAGCGUUACCGCGCUGACAAGCACCGAGGCGUCAUUAUCGAGACGGAAGCGGGGCCGGACGUGGGCGGGACGCUUGGCCAGGGCGGCUUUACCAAAAUGGACAUGCUGGAGCUGGACGGUCAGAUGGCGCUCAACUGCCACGGCGCCCUGGACGGCGGACUGAUGGAAGAAGGCGUGGCCAAGGACGAGGAGGACGAGGCCCGGCGGGACAUGGCCAGAACGCUGAAAGAGCUCAAGCAGCGGCACCCCGAUAAAGACAUGGAGCAGCUCAUUGAGAUGGCCAACUAUCAGGUUCUGAUGCAGCAGCAGAAGAGCCGAGCGUUCUACCGUAUCCAAGCCACUCGAAUGAUGAUCGGAGCCGGAAACAUCCUCAAGAAGCACGCCGCCGAUCAGGCUCGCAAGGUAGUGAGCAGCCACGAGACCCAGGCCCGAGAAGAUGACCCGCACACUGUCCGGCUAGAGUUUCAGCCCGCGUUGUACCAGUGUUUUGAGAACUGCGGCUCCCUUAAGCUGACCGUCUCCAGACAUGGAGGAGACGCUGGAGUCACUGUCAAGGUGGACUACCGCACCGAGGACGGCACAGCCAACGCCGGCUCCGACUACGAGUUUGCUGAGGGAACGCUUCUGUUCAAGCCCGGCGAGACCCUCAAAGAGAUCACGGUGGGGGUGAUCGAUGACGACAUUUUCGAGGAGGACGAGUACUUCUACGUGCACCUGAGCAACCCGCGAUUGGUGGGCUACCCCGAGAUUAGCACCUCCCCCCUUGACGCCGGCUCUGCCCCCAAAGCUGUGCUGGGUGACAACCACACGGCUACAGUGACCAUUUAUGAUGACGACCACGCCGGUAUCUUCACCUUCGAGAGCAGCAGUCAGCGAGUGAGCGAGAGCGUGGGCGUAAUGGAAGUGAAGGUGCUGCGGACGUCGGGCGCUCGAGGGCUGGUGGCCGUCCCCUACCGCACGCUGGACGGCACGGCCAGGGCGGGAGAGGACUACGAGCCGGCGGCGGGCAAGUUGGAAUUUCAAAACGACGAGACCAUGAAGAUCAUCGAGGUGAGGAUCAUUGAUGACGAGGAGUACGAGAAGAACAAGAGCUUCACCGUCGAGCUGGGCGAGCCGCUUCUCUUGGAGAUCGGACAGAAGCACGGAGACUCCAAUGAGAACAAACCGGCGGAGGAGGACGAGGUGGCCAAGAUGGGCUGCCCCAGCCUGGGCGAGCACACGCAAGUGCACGUCGUCAUCGAGGAGUCCUACGAGUUUAAGAGAGCUGUGGAUGUGCUUUUGGAGAAGCGUGCCCAGAAUACAGUAGACAAGCUGAUCAAGAAGACAAAUCUUGCCUUGGUGGUGGGAAGCAGCAGCUGGAGGGAGCAGUUUGUUAGUGCGGUCACUGUCAGUGCAGGAGACGACGACGACGACGAGAGCAGCGAGGAGCGCCUGCCGUCGUGCUUCGACUACAUCAUGCACUUCCUGACCGUCUUCUGGAAGGUUCUGUUCGCCUUUGUCCCGCCCACUGAAUACUGGAACGGCUGGGCCUGCUUCAUCGUGUCCAUCUCGUUGAUUGGCGUGCUGACGGCCUUCACCGGCGACCUGGCGUCGCACUUUGGCUGCACCAUCGGCCUGAAGGACUCGGUGACGGCUGUGGUCUUCGUGGCGUUGGGCACCUCGGUGCCAGACACGUUCGCCAGCAAGGUGGCGGCCAUCCAGGACCAGUACGCCGACGCGUCCAUCGGCAACGUGACGGGCUCCAACGCCGUCAACGUCUUCCUGGGCAUCGGCGUGGCCUGGACCAUCGCCGCCGUAGCCUGGCGCGUCCGUGGCAAGACCUUCCUCGUGGACCCUGGCAACCUGGCCUUCUCCGUCACCCUCUUCACCAUCAUGGCGUCGUUGUGCGUCGCCACGCUGCUUUACCGGCGGCGUCCCACCGCGGCCGGCGGCGAGCUGGGCGGCCCGAGGACUUGCAAGUUUCUGACCUCGCUUUUCUUCGUGUCACUCUGGCUAGUUUACAUCCUGCUGGCCUCGCUGGAAGCCUACUGCCACUUGCCCACCUUGUAGACGCACAUGUGCGCGACGGGGUCCAAAUAAUCCAGCCACCACGUUUUGCUGUGGCGCAGUGCCAAGAUAGAGGAAGGAGAAGUUGCGCCCAGUAAAUUCAAGAAAAGAGGGAAAACUAAGUUGACAUGGAAAGCGGAGGCUGCGAUGAGAAUCGUUCAGUUUCUACUCCUGAAUCACGAUGGUGGGAUUUUCAAAUAGUAGACCUAAAUAAUGCCUCUACUUAAAAUGUCUUUGUAGUAAUUACGGAGUAGCGUAGAGCAGGAUAUGGCCGCCAGACCAGGAAAAAAAAAAUCUAUAUAACACAUGGCCAUUCACGCAAUCUACAACCUCACCUCAACUUAGUUUUGAAAGAAUCAAUUCACCUCCUUUUUCCAUUGUCUUGAUUGUGUUAAAUUGUAAAGGAAAGAAGGACCGGGGAAAAACUGCUACAUUUGCGUUUGCAUCUUGAAAUCAGCCAUGACGUCUCAGAGCCAGUGCUGACCUGCACUGUUUUUGUUUCCCGGCUUUGGUGUGCCGCCAGAGUGCGAGAAAGCCAAACUUCUUCUCCCUUAGCUAAUGCAUCUUAUGAUUUUCCCUGCAUUUCAUUAGGAUCUUGAUUUUGGAAGAAAACUAAAUGAGAAGAAAGCUCCUCUUUGUUUACAAUGCAGGGACUAAGGAGGAGUGAAACACCAAGUUGAGCCAACCACAGAUUUGUUGUUUUUUUUGCUCCAAGAAACCCGACUGUGCUUUUGUUUGUUCCCCACAUGCAAAAAGUGUCUGUCUUUAUCUUAGAUGGAAACCCACUCGAAGCUCCUUUUGUCUCAGUCGCUUUCCCCAUCUAGAUCUUACGGGCCUUCACUAAUUAUACAAGUAUUUUAAUGAAGGGUUUUUUGCGUCCCAAAGUGUGACGUCCCCAAGUCAACGCCAUUAUGCAUUCCUUUAUCGCUACCUGCUGGUGGAAAUGUUGCUUUCCAGUUGUCGACUACAAUUACGAUAGCUUAAGUAAACCAAUAUUAGCUACAAAGUUGCUAUAUGACGAUUUGCGAAUGAAAACAAUUUACGGUUUUAACAGUCAGUUUAGACUGUUUCUUUUCCAAGCACUUUGAGGAGAAACUUUUGUACAUACACAGCAUUGAAAAUAGUACAUAUGAACUGUGGGAAAAGAACAUCAGUCUCUGGCGCCAUCUUGUGCCCCUCAGUCGCUAAUCACGUACCGUACUUUUUUUUUUGGUACCUGGAUUGAAAAUGGAUACGUUUCAUUGAGCUGAUUUUCUUCAGUAACAAAGCGCAAGAAAGGAAUUAAAUGGAAACCAUCAAUCAUUUAAAGCAUUCCGACCUUCACUAGGUGGGAAUUAACUUAAUAUUGAUGCGCAGCCCCCCUUAACAUUUGUCCAGUUCAGUAUUAUUCACAAAGUGCUUUUGUUCAAAACAUAAGAGUUCAAAACAUAACAUUCUUCAUUUUUAUUUAUUUUUUUCAUUACUGUGAUGUGAUUUGUCAACAAAGCACCCAGAAGUCAGACUAUCGAGGGGGGGAAAAAUGACUUUGAGUGUGUGUGUGUGUGCGCGCGCAUAGUUUUUUUCACGAGUGUGUCGAUGCAUGAAUUGAACACAUUCAGAAUAGACUGUUGAUGUUUCCAAAGUAGUAAAUAGUAUUUUUAAAAUCUCCAAAUGAACCUUGUACAAGUGUCAUAAAUGUUUACAAUGACCUACCUAUGUUUUGUGCGGGGGUCUCAGAUUAAAUUAAAUAUGCGAGGUAAAUCUUCGCAGAAGUGUUUAUCAAUACUAACAAGAUCUAUGUGUGCCAUUAAAUAAAAUAUAUAGAGCUGUCAAAGACAAAGGGACGAUUUCUUCUUUUGAAUAUAUAUGUACACUAUAGUAUUUAUGUGUAUUGGUCUCGGAGUUGAGAAAAUCUAUAUUUACACUAACAAGUGUAUUAAUUCUCUUUUGUGCAGUAUUCCACGAACCUAUUGUAAUGGACUGGGUAAUGUGGUUGAGGUCAAGACAUAUGAUGCACCUUUUCCCCAAAUUAAAGCUGUCCCUGGUGUCUUAA